UGAACCACAAAAUCAAGCUUAGCGGAGAAAUCUGAGGAAACAUUGUCUGAGUUCAAAAUCGUGAAACUGAUCGAUGCAUCAAAGAGGAAAAUCCAACAACAGUAGAUCAAGGAGCUUCUCUAGAACCAGACUCGCCGUUGAAGGCCAUUGAAAUCUCUUAAACUCCUCUCUCUCUAUAGUCUAUCGUCUCCUUCCCUCGUCCCCUUUUUGAGUUUUCCGACGACCUCUCCUCCUAAUCAAUGGCGACACCUUACAAGGAAGAGAGAGAUAUCCAAAAGAGCUAUUGGAUGGAGAAUUCAAGUGAUUUGACUGUUGAGGCCAUGAUGCUUGACUCCAAAGCUUCUGAUCUCGACAAAGAAGAACGCCCUGAGGUACUAUCUUUGAUCCCACCAUAUGAAGGGAAAACGGUGCUGGAACUUGGAGCUGGGAUCGGUCGUUUCACUGGUGAAUUAGCUCAAAAGGCUGGUGAAGUUAUCGCCCUUGACUUCAUCGAAAGCGCGAUUAAGAAGAAUGAAAGUGUCAAUGGACAUUACAAGAAUGUCAAGUUUAUGUGUGCUGAUGUGACAUCACAGGACCUGAAAAUCACAGAUGGAUCUAUCGACUUGAUUUUCUCAAAUUGGUUGCUCAUGUAUCUGUCUGAUAAAGAGGUGGAACUUUUGGCAGAAAGGAUGCUUGGAUGGAUAAAACCAGGGGGAUACAUUUUCUUUCGAGAAUCUUGCUUCCAUCAAUCCGGGGACAGCAAGCGAAAAUCAAACCCUACUCACUACCGUGAACCAAGAUUCUAUACAAAGAUUUUCCAGGAAUGCCAGACACGUGAUGCCACUGGCAAAUCAUUUGAGCUCUCUAUGGUUGGUUGCAAAUGCAUUGGGGCUUAUGUGAAGAACAAGAAGAAUCAAAAUCAGAUUUGCUGGAUUUGGCAAAAAGUCAGCUUGGAGAAUGACAAAGACUUCCAGCGUUUCUUGGACAAUGUUCAAUAUAAGUCUAAUGGAAUCUUGCGCUAUGAGCGUGUCUUUGGGCAAGGAUAUGUGAGCACUGGUGGAUUUGAGACAACUAAAGAAUUUGUGGCGAAGAUGGACCUUAAACCCGGACAGAAAGUCCUAGAUGUUGGUUGUGGUAUCGGUGGAGGUGACCUCUACAUGGCUGAGAACUUCGAUGUUCAUGUUGUUGGAAUCGAUCUAUCAGUCAACAUGAUCUCUUUCGCAUUGGAGCGUGCCAUUGGACUCAAAUGCUCAGUCGAGUUUGAAGUCGCUGAUUGCACCACAAAGACAUAUCCGGAUCAUUCUUUCGAUGUUAUUUACAGCCGUGACACUAUUCUGCAUAUCCAAGACAAGCCGGCUCUGUUCAAGACAUUCUUCAAGUGGCUUAAACCAGGAGGUAAAGUUCUCAUCACUGACUAUUGCAGAAACGCUGAAACCCCGUCUCCUAUAUUCGCAGAGUACAUCAAACAAAGAGGAUAUGAUCUCCAUGAUGUUCAAGCUUAUGGACAGAUGCUGAAAGACGCAGGCUUUGAGGAUGUGAUCGCCGAGGACCGUACUGAUCAGUUUGUACAAGUUCUGAGGCGUGAAUUAGAGAGAGUGGAGAAAGAAAAAGACGAAUUCAUCAACGACUUCUCAGAAGAGGAUUACAAUGAGAUUGUUGGAGGAUGGAAAGCAAAGCUUGAAAGGAGUACAUCUGGUGAACAAAAAUGGGGAUUGUUCAUCGCCAACAAGAAGUAAAAAUCCAAUGGUUUAGACCCCAAAAACUCUGUAACCUCCUCUUUGGUGAUUCUUUUACCUUCAAUAAAACUGUUCCUUGGAGGACAAUAUUUGCUUGUUUUACUAUCCUGGAACCGUAAGUCGUUAGAGAAAAACUCAUGUGUUAUGUCCA
Molecule: messenger RNA, 1866 nt
Organism: Eutrema salsugineum
Lineage: Eukaryota; Viridiplantae; Streptophyta; Magnoliopsida; Brassicales; Brassicaceae
Product: phosphomethylethanolamine N-methyltransferase
Exons: 12
Coding region: 240-1715 (491 amino acids)
Biological process (GO): phosphatidylcholine biosynthetic process
Molecular function (GO): phosphoethanolamine N-methyltransferase activity
Source: RefSeq, a predicted model, not a curated record